Molecule: messenger RNA, 5494 nt
Organism: Aspergillus ochraceoroseus IBT 24754
Lineage: Eukaryota; Fungi; Ascomycota; Eurotiomycetes; Eurotiales; Aspergillaceae
Exons: 4
Coding region: 1-5370 (1789 amino acids)
Biological process (GO): fatty acid biosynthetic process; secondary metabolite biosynthetic process
Molecular function (GO): fatty acid synthase activity
Source: RefSeq, a predicted model, not a curated record
AUGAAGCUCUUCUUCUUCAGCAAUAAAUUCCCUCCCGAUGAUCUUUUAGAUCUAUUCCGGCGCCUGCGUCUGCAGGCCAAAUCCCCUGGUCAUGUCCUUCUGCGCCGGUUACUAGAAGAAACCACAGUGGUAGUACGCGAAGAGAUUCGUCGACUCCCUGCCGGAUUGAGAAGCCUGAUUCCACCCUUUCAAUCUAUUCUAGAUCUUGCCGAGAGCUUUAAUUGGCAUAGGGGGCCUCUUUCAGGUACCUUUGAAUGUGUAUUUCUAUGUCUUGUGCCUUUGUGUCUUUUUGUUGGAGACUACGAGAUCCGGCCACAUGAGUUCUCUUUCCACAGGGGCAACUCGCUCUUCACUGGGCUGGGUCUGGGAUUCCUGGCCGCGACGGCGAUUGUUGCGUCCCCAUCCAUCCUUGAUGUGCCGGUGACAGCCGCGGAAGUCAUCCGUAUUGCAUUCAGGGUGGGACUGGUGUUAUACAGGAAAUCCCAAGAUCUUGAACCGCGGGCUGUUGACGCUCCGCUGGAGAGUUGGACUACGGUUGUCAGAGGACUGGAUGAAGAAACUGUCCGAGAAGAGCUGGAUAAGUUCAACACAUCCACGGAGACUCCAAGUCCAAGCUGCAUUUACAUCAGCGUAGUAGAGCCAGAUGGGAGUGUCUUUGUCAAUGGGCCGCCAUCGAAUCUACGUAAACUGUUUAGCACAUCUGAAAGGCUGGGUUCAGCGCCUCGCGCGCCAUUACCCGUCUAUGGAGGUCCCUGUCACGCAGCUCAUCUAUACAACCAUAGCCACAGCUCGUGGGUUGUCAAGGAAGUCCGGCCAGAUAUCGCUCUGCGUGAUUGUUCGGAUGCGGCAAACCUUCUAUCAAUGGCGGAUGGCAAGCCUCUAGCCUGCCAGACCGGAUUCGAUCUGUUCGAAUCCGCCGCCUAUAUUCUGCUCACGAGCAUUAUUCGCUGGGGGGAUGUCAGCGAAGCGAUUAAUGACGCCGCUGACUGGCCAAAUGCCAACACGCUUCAGCUUGAGGUCUUCAGGUCUUCCGCGGUGGUGGAUGGUUUAAUGUCUACUCUCCAGCUAGCUAACCCUGAUGCUACUCCGACUGUACAGGACCUGGUGCACUGGAUCUUUGACGGGAGUUGUCCACCCGCCAGUUCCCCGGAUGAAAAGAUUGCCGUCGUUGGCAUGUCCUGCCGACUGCCUGGCGGAGCGGAUGACUUGGAACGAUUCUGGGAGCUUCUCAAAGAAGGCCGGGAUGUUCAUGGUAAAAUCCCCGCUGACCGAUUUGAUGUCAAUACCCAUAUAGACGUUACGGGGAAACGCAUCAAUACCAGUCAGACUCCCUUCGGGUGCUUUAUAGACAACCCGGGACUCUUUGACGCAGGCUUCUUCGACAUGUCUCCUCGGGAGGCAGGCCAAACCGACCCAACACAUCGCCUGGCGCUGCUUACAGCGUAUGAAGCCCUCGAGCAGUCAGGGUAUGUUCCUGACCGCACUCGGUCAACAACACGGGCUACCGUGGGCACCAUCUACGGCCAAUGUUCCGAUGAUUACCGUGAAGCCAACGCAGGACAGGAUAUCGAUAUGUACUUUAUCCCGGGCAACUACCGGGCAUUUGCGCCAGGGCGCAUCAGUUACUUCUUUAAAUUUUCCGGCCCCAGCUUUAACUGCGACACCGCGUGCUCGGCCAGUUUAACUUCCGUCCAGAUUGCCUGUAGCGCGCUAUCGCGUGGAGAGGCGGACAUGGUCGUUGCCGGGGGCUUGAAUAUCAUAACCAGCUCGGAUAGCUUCUCGGGGCUGAGCCGUGCCUUCUUCUUGUCCAAAACCGGGGGCUGCAAGGUGUUUGACGAUGGCGCGGAUGGCUACUGCAGAGCGGAUGGAAUCGGGUCCAUUGUCUUAAAGCGACUCUCUGAUGCCCAGCAGGAUAAUGAUAAUAUCUUGGGGGUCAUCCUAGCCACAGCAACCAACCACUCUUCGGCUGCCAUUUCGAUCACGCAGCCGCAUGCGCCUACGCAGGAGGAGCUCUAUCGAAAUAUCUUAAGGCAGGCUGGCGUUAGUCCGCUCGAUGUUGACCUGGUUGAGAUGCACGGCACCGGCACCCAAGCCGGAGAUGCGGCGGAGAUUGAAUCCGUUACCAAGGUCUUCUGUCCCUCUGCUGCUCCUCGACGGACUCACCCAUUACAUAUCGGGUCCGUGAAGGCGAACUUGGGCCAUGGGGAGGCUGCCGCUGGGAUUACAGCGUUGAUCAAGGCACUUUUGAUAUUCCAGCACCAUGAAAUCCCCAAGCACAUUGGCAUCAAAACAACCUUGAAUUCCAAGUUUCCUGACCUUCAGCGAAUGAACAUAUGCAUCCCUCGGGAAGCUAUCCCUUGGUCGCCUAGUCCAGACCGCAAGCGAUAUAUCAUGGUCAACAACUUCAGCGCGGCAGGAGGAAACACCAGUCUCCUGUUAGAAGAGCCUCCCGUGAGACCCGAUCCACAGGGCUGCCCCCAGACCAGGUUUGUAGUGGCUGUGUCUGCCAAAAGUGUGAAAUCCCUGAAGGCCAACCUUGAGGCAUUGACUUCUCAUCUUGUUGCAAAUCCGACGCUUAACCUGGCCAACCUCGCGUAUACGACCACCGCUCGUCGCAUGCAUCAUAACCAUCGCAUUGCCGUUCAUGGUUCUUCGAUCCAGGAUAUUAUCAAAUCCCUUCAGCAGCGUUUGCCUGGCGUGGAAAGCCAGCCAAAGAUUCACAAGUCCCCGCCUGUCGCAUUUGUCUUCUCCGGUCAGGGGAGCUUCUACAGCGGCAUCGGCCGCCAACUGUUCGAGGGCUGUCUCCCAUACCGGAAAGAAAUCCAGCAACUAGAUGAGAUCUGCACGCUUCAUGGGUUUCCUUCCAUCCUCCCGUGCAUCAGCAGCCAGGGGACCGAUCAUGCAGAGGCCACUCCUCCCUUGAUAGCCCAGCUAGUCACCGUAUGUGUACAGAUUGCGCUGUGUCGCUUGUGGAAUAUUCUCGGGGUGACUCCCCGCGCGGUCAUUGGCGCGAGCUUGGGCGAGUAUGCGGCACUCUACGCUGCAGGAGUGCUUUCAGCGAGCGACGCAAUCUUCCUGGUUGGCCAGCGGGCUCGCUUGCUGCAGGAGCUGUGUACCAUGAAUAGCCAUUCCAUGCUGGCGAUCCAGGCCACCGUUGACAUGAUCCGCGAAAGCGCCGAAGGGAAACCCUAUGAAGUGUCCUGCAUAAACGCACAUAACAAUGUCACGAUUGCCGGAUACGCCCCGGACAUCGCUGACAUACAAGCAUCCAUGCAAUCACAGGGAUACCGUACCGUCCGACUAAACGUCCCCUUCGCGUUCCACUCCUCGCAGGUCGAGCCUCUCCUGGACCGGUUUGAUCAGAUUUCCCAGGCAGUCACGUUCAGGGAUGCCCGCGUGCCUGUGAUUUCUCCCUUGCUGGCAGACGUUAUCGCUGCCGGCGGCGGAAAAAUCAACAACUCCUAUCUCAGGGAGGCGACGCGGGCGCCUGUACGAUUUGCCGAGGCUCUUGAAAAGGCCCGAGAGAUCGGCCUGGUAGAUUCGAAGACCGCAUGGGUUGAAAUUGGCGUACACCAAGCUUACAGCAGUGCUGUACGCGCGGUAUUCUCGGGCCUAGAGGUAAUGGUGCCUAGUUUGAGGGCGGACGAAAGCAACUGGCAUACUCUGGCGGCGAGCAUGUCGGUAUUGCAAGAGGCCGGCGUUGCUUCGCUCAAUUGGAACGAGUGGUAUCGGCACUCGGAAUCAGAACUACGCCUCCUCGACCUUCCCUCGUACCGGUGGAAUCUGAAGAAGCACUGGAUUCAAUAUAACGGCGACUGGUUGCUGGUCAAAGACAAAGGCUCCAAUGGGCGGAGCGGUGCUGCUGGUCUGCCGCCUGCUGUGUCGUCCUUCCGCACCCCUCUCUUGCAUCACGUUGUAGAGGAGUCCUUCUCGCAAGAGGGCCGAGGAGUCGUUGUGAUGCAGUCUGAUAUCAUGGACGGGGAUUUUUUUGCAGUGGCUUCAGGGCAUCAAAUGAGUGGACGCCCAGUUGUCUCAGUGUUUGCUUACACCGACAUGGCCCUGUCGUUGGCCAACUACAUGUAUUCCCGGCUGCGCCCCCAGUCGCCGCUCCCGGCAAUGGAUUUCGGCAACGUGCGGAUCCUGCAAGGGUUGAUACCCCGGAAAGAUCGGUCCAGAUCGCAGUGGGUGCGGCUUCGUAUGGAGGCGGACCUGAAACGCUCGGCCAUGCAAUUCUCGCUGUCCGGGGUCCCUGACCAAGCCUCGGUGGGCGAGGAGGACCUGGCCACAGCAACGAUCGGAUAUGUAGAUUCCCCCCCCCAGAUAUGGACGGACGACUGGGCCGACUACGCCCAUCUGGUCACCAGCCGCAUCGAGACGCUGCACCAGCUAGCCGACCAAGGGCACGCCAGCCGGCUGUCCAGGGACAUGGUAUACAGCCUGUUCAAAAACGUCGUCGACUACGCGGAGCUGUACCGCGGGAUCCAAUCCGCCGUCCUGCACGGGCUCGAAGCCGUGGCGGACGUGGUUCUCGCCCCCAGCAAGCAAGGCAAGUGGACGGCGCCGCCGCACCACAUCGACAACAUCACCCAUAUCGCAGGGCUGGUUCUCAACGCCGGACACGCCACCGACCACAGCACCACGAUAUACGUCAUGGACGGUUGGAAGUCGAUGCGCUUCGCCCGCCCCCUGGUCCCCGGCGAGGUAUACCGGUCCUAUGUCAAAAUGAACCCGGCCGCCAGGGACACCACCUCCACCUCCUCCGCCGGAACAUACACCGGAGACGUGCACAUCCUGCACGGCAACGAGGUCAUCGGGCUGGUCCGCGCCAUGGCGCUGCGCCCACUCCCUCGCAUCCUGAUGCGCCGGUUCUUCGACCCGCCAGACCAACCCGAGCAGCGCUAUCCAACGUCGCCGCGCCAGCCGCUGCUACGCAUGCCGGCCGAGCCUCCACGGCUAAGUCUGCAAACGAGCCCGUCAUCCUCAUCCUCAUCCUCAUCAACCACCACCACCACCACCACCACCACGGAGUCAUCCUCGCCGCAAGUCAAACACUCCUCCGACGCCGGGAUCCUCACCCCGCGGGAAAACGACGAGGCCGAGCACCCCUGCUGCCCCGAAGCAGAGAAAGCCGCCGGGCGCGAGAGCAAGCUCGUGCGCAACGCGGUGGCGCUCCUGGCCGCCGAAACCGGCGUCGAGCUCGGCGAGCUCCACGACGAGACGCUGUUCUCUGCCAUCGGCGUGGACUCGCUGCUCUCGCUUGUGCUGGUGGAGAAGUUUGCGCUGGAGCUGGGCGUGGAGAUCCCGGGGAGUUUUUUUCUCGAGUCGCCGAGUAUCGCGGAGCUCAAGGCGUAUCUGUAUGUAUCUGGGUGAUUUUGCCGGUUAGGGGGGUGUUGUGCUCUGUAGGGGUGGGUGGGUACCUUAGAAAUCUUUUACAGAGGUAUAUAUGAUACUAUCCUGUUCUUUUAUAGAAUCUGGACAUCUUAUUAGGACGGGG